This is a messenger RNA of Mya arenaria, 3347 nucleotides long. Its product is annotated as calnexin-like. Gene Ontology annotation, molecular function: calcium ion binding. Gene Ontology annotation, cellular component: endoplasmic reticulum membrane; endoplasmic reticulum. The record is from RefSeq and is a predicted model, not a curated record. The coding region runs from base 105 to 1880 and encodes 591 amino acids. Lineage: Eukaryota; Metazoa; Mollusca; Bivalvia; Myida; Myidae. Gene Ontology annotation, biological process: protein folding. The transcript is spliced from 18 exons.
GUUUCGAUAGCCAAAAUAAACAUAUUAACCAAUGAAUGACAUCCACGUGCAUAUGUCCGUGACUGUUACCUCAACUUCCUGUGUUUCUAUAAAAUUUAGGCAUUAUGAGGCUACACAAUCUGCUACUAUUACUGCUGAUUGGGCUGACAGCUGUUGCAAAAGUGACUGCAGACUUUGAUGAUGAUGACGACGAUGAAGGUGCUGUGGAGGUGGAACCUGAUGAGACAGAGCCUAUUGUGACAGAAAAGCCAGUGUAUGAGACACCGAAGCUAAAAAUGAAGCCGUUCUUUGCUGAGCCUUUUGAUAAUGUACAGGAAUUCAAGAAGAGAUGGACCCAGUCUCAGGCCAAGAAGGACGGAGCUGAGGAAGAAAUCUCCAAGUAUGAUGGGAAAUGGGCUGUUGAGGAACCUAAAGAAAGUUCCCUGCUUGGAGAUCUUGGCCUCAUUCUUAAGUCGAAGGCCAAGCAUCAUGCGGUGGCAUCCAAGUUGGACAGACCAUUUGACUUUUCUGGGAAACCUUUCAUUGUGUCUUACGAGGUGAAAUUCCAGAACGGUCUUGACUGUGGUGGAGCCUACAUAAAACUACUGUCUGGAUCUGACAAAAUUGACCUGAAAUCCUUUCACGACAAGACACCAUACACAGUGAUGUUUGGCCCAGACAAAUGUGGACUGGAUCACAAGCUGCAUUUCAUUUUCCGCCAUAAAAAUCCACUGACGGGAGAAAUUGAAGAAAAGCAUGCUAAUAAGCCAUCCGGCAAACUGGACAAAUACUUCACUGACAAGAAGACACAUCUCUACACACUUGUCGUGAACCCUGACAACACAUUUGAGGUAUCAGUGGACAAUAAUGUGGUCAACUCUGGAAGUCUGCUUGAAGAUGUCAAUCCCCCAGUGAACCCACCCAAGGAGAUUGAAGAUCCGAAAGACAAGAAACCGGAGGACUGGGACGAGAAUGAAAAAAUCCCUGACCCAGAUGCCUCCAAGCCGGAAGACUGGGAUGAAGACCAGCCAAUAGAGAUUCCUGAUGAAAGUGCGGUGAAGCCUGAUGGUUGGCUUGAUGAUGAACAGCCCCUUAUUCCCGACCCGGAUGCAGCUAAACCAGACGACUGGGAUGAGGAGAUGGAUGGCGAGUGGGAGGCUCCACUUAUUGAGAAUCCUGAGUGUCAGAAUGCCCCAGGGUGUGGAGAAUGGAACCGUCCCAACAUCCCUAACCCCCUGUACAAGGGCAAGUGGAGGCCACCAAUGAUUGACAACCCCAACUACCAGGGUGAAUGGAAGCCAAGAAGGAUCUCCAACCCCCACUGGUUUGAGGAUAAUGAACCAUACAAGAUGACACCCAUUAAUGCCUUGGGUCUAGAACUAUGGUCAAUGACAGAUGAGAUUGUGUUUGACAAUUUCAUCAUCACAGACGAUCGUGAGGAACACACAACCUGGCUACAACAGACAUGGGAGAAGAAAAAUAAUGCUGAGCUUUACUCAAGCGGAGGUGGCGGUGUAUGGUCCACACUGACGGGAGCGGCAGAAGAACGACCCUGGUUGUAUGCUGUGUAUGUUGUGGUUCUCCUCCUUCCUAUUGUUCUUCUCUCCAUCUGCCUCUGUCCCCGUUCAGGCCCAAUUAAGUCCGAGGACAUAGAUGCCGCCCGGAAGAAGACAGAUGAGCCGAGUCCAGACGAUGAGUCUGAGGUUAAAGGUGACAACCCAGACGAGACAGGCGAUAGCAAAAAAACAGCCAAGAAAUCCAAGGCAGCAUUAGAACCACAGGAGGAGCCGGAGGUGGAGGAGGAUGAGGAAAUUUCACAGGAGGAAAGCCAAGAGGAGGCUGAUGAAAAAUCUGGAUCACCUAGACGAUCUCCACGUAAAAGGAAGUCUAGAAAAGACUGAUAACUUCAAAAUCUAGCUGGAAUGAAUGAGCACUUACAAAGGCAGGGUAGUUCAUGUUGCGGGAAAAUGUUCGCACCGUUUGGGAUUGAAAUUUGUAUUGAUGAUGAGUUUCUUGAAACUUGAAACUGUAUGGUUGUAUUUUGAUACCCAUUUAAGAGGAAUGUUUUUGAAUUUGAUUUUCAUUCUUUUAAGUGAGUUGCUUUUAAAACCUUAAAAUCUGAGUUUAUUUAUUUUUUUAUGCACGUGUUUAUGAAUAAUUGAGCCCUUAGGCGGGAACAAUGAGUUUUAUGUGCAGAGGAAAAUAAAUAAGUGUGUAUGCUUUGUGUAAGUUUAUAAAACUGUAUAAAUGAGUUAUUAUGGAAUACUGUAAAAAUAAUGUUUAGAUGAUGUGUUCCCUUAAAUUGUGAUAAAUUAUGUUUAGAAUUGCCAUCUUCAUCUACCAAUAUGUAUAUUUUAAUCAUUGUCUCGAUUCAUUGUCCAUAGUGAAUUGCCUUAUUGCAUUUCAAAAUGGUUAAUCUUUCAUCAGCCUGAUUAUUUUUACAAUGCUUGAUUUGCAUAAUAUAAAUGUUGCAUUGUUUGCAGGGUUUUCAAGCCAAAGAAAAAAAAAUGUUUAAGAUAUUAUGUACAUGUAUUUGAAAGUACAAAAUGUAAUACUUAAAAUCGGUAUCUGUUCAGGUUAUUGAUUUUAAAAAUGGACAUGUAUUUUUAACAAUAACAGCAAACCUACUUGAUUUAUGAAAAUAAAUAGUGCAAUAAGCAUGCGAAAUGGAUAUAUGCAAAAAUUCAUUUCUUUCAGUAUGAAGUUGUAGAUGUAUGUUUUGUUUUUAUUGAGCAAACUUUGCUGUCAAACCAAAAUUAUGCACAUUCCAGAUUUUUUGUUAUUUUAUUGAAAUACUUAAUUUACGUCGACCGAUUUAUUUAGCCACAUUAUGAAGAUGGAUGGCUAUUUUGUGUUUCAUAUUGCAACUACUUACAAACAUUUAACUUACUGACAUGUUUCAGGAAACAUAUUCAAAGUUAACUUUGCAUACAGUGGCUAGUUACUUAAUCAAAUCCAUAUUUAUAUUAAUAAAUUUGUCCCAUUGAAUGUGUCCAAUCAUUGUAUGUUUUGUACAUGUUUGUCUGGUAGUAAACUCUUACUGUAACAAAUAAAAGGACAAUAAUUAAAAUUAAUUCAACGUUGAUCAUGGUUAAUUUACGCAUUAAAUUUCCACACCUUGUACAACAAGUUCAAAAACAUGGCCUAAGACUAAUGAUUAUUGAAUAAUUUUAUACAUACAAACCUCGGCAAAAAAGGAGAUAUGCCAUGAAUUAUAUUGAAGAGAAAUUGCAGUAGUAACAUACUCAAUAUAAUCAUCAUCAUUAUACAGAUUACUAUUUCAAAGAAUAUUUGUUCCAUGUUUUAGAUAUUGUAUGUUUUAAACAGAACUCCUGUAAAUUAUUAUGCAAAUAAAAUAUAAAACAGUG